This is a messenger RNA of Symbiodinium natans, 3171 nucleotides long. NCBI's taxonomy places the organism in Eukaryota, Dinophyceae, Suessiales, Symbiodiniaceae. The record is from the annotation of a GenBank genome assembly.
AUGAAGAAGUGCCUCCUGAUGAUCGGCGACGUGGCAAACGUGGAAGCCCACUGGGCCCAGCUGAUCCAGCCAGCAGUGUACUUCUACCAGCACGAGUACAACGUCAUCAUCAUUGACACACCGUCGCUGGGAAGCAGUCAGCAUCGCUGGAUGCAGUACGGUCCUGCAAUUUUCCGUGGCACCUUGCAGUACCUGGAGGUUGCACAGGUGAGCGUGUUCUCUAUGGGACUGGGCUGCUGUCUGUUCCAACAGAUUCUGGCCGAGACGCCGCAUGUACUUAGCACCACCCACGUUAUGUACAACCAGGACAUGCCACCGGAGAUGAGUACAUUUCCCUUCGACGUGUUCGAGGUUGAGGUGGCCCUGCGUGACAAUGACGUGCAGAUUUGGCUGAUGCUCGGAGUGAAAAGCAAAGCAAUGCAGACAAAUCUAGACCCGGACGACAGGGAAUUGCAGCACCUGGACAGUCGGUCUGGGGCCGUGUGCUCCAAAAGCGCGACGCUGCAGCCCAGGGAUGGCAACGAGCAUCCCCGCUACAUCGAGCUGGAAGGGGAAGCGGGGAGUUGCAGCGUCAACUCGGAAGGAUUGCCAAAUGCUGGGAUCGGUCUCUACACGGAUGUCUCGGUACUCAGGAGGUUGAAGGACAUCGCCGUGCCCAGCGGCAAGCCGUACAUCCUGUCCAUUUCUGGUUUAUCACUGAACGAGAACCUAUCCAUGCUGGAUGGGCUUGUGAAGCACCCCGAGACCCUGCACUACCUGAACGCUGUGGAGGUGAACGUGGCGUGCCCGAACGUGCCUGGAAAGCCUCUGGUGGGAUAUGACUUCCCGCAGCUGGCCGACGUGGUGGAGAAGAUCGCGUGCCAUGCUAUUUUCUCUCCGCCCCACAAUGUGGCCUUGGGCUUCAAGCUCCCUCCGUACUUCGAUGUUCCUUUCUUUGAUGCGGUGGCCGCCAUGCUCAACCCACAAGCAAAGUCGAGAGGCGGAGCCCUGGGCUAUGUGGUAUGCUGCAACACUGUCGGGAGCGCGCUGGUGGUGGAUGUGGAUUCGGAAUCCACUGUCCUGCAUCCCAAAGGAGGCUUUGGGGGCAUGGGCGGCCACCAUGUCCGGCUCAUUGCACUGGGGAAUGUCAGACAGUUUCGAGAACGGUUGGACCCAAGCAUCGACAUCGUCGGAUGUGGAGGUGUCUCAACGGGUGAGGAUGCCUUUGCUCACAUCUUGUGCGGGGCGUCGGCUGUUCAGGUUGCGACGCAGCACCGUGUGGAGGGUGCUGGAUGCUUCGCGCGAAUAGCAGCCGAACUUCAGGCACUGAUGCAGAGGAAAGGCUACCGACGCUUAGACGACUUCCGCGGCAAACUGCGAGUACGGUUGCCAGCAAUCAGUGUUGCCAGCCUGGCAUGGCCAGUGACAAAGUCACUGGCACGGCGCCAACUCGCCAGCCUCAGCCCUGCCCGCCUGGAGUCCGAGAGGAGGAUCUCGGAUUCGGAGCGAAUCUACGAUGAGAUCCUGACCACAGAGAAGCUGAACACCGGGGCGAUUCGCGUGGAGAAGGUUUGGGUCAGUCGGGUUCCUAUCCAUGUGUUCCGGCACGAUGUGCUCUUCACGAUGCAGCACUACCUCAGACAAUACCCAUCAUCCGUGCAGGACGAUGUUGUGGACGGUCUUGUCAAGGAUCUCCUCGACUACUUCCGGGAAGACAUCAAGGAGAUCCCCGAGCUGCCAGCUCUUAAGCACGAGCUGCUCAACAGGUCAGACAAGGUUCGGAGGCUUGUGGCUUCAGGCAACCGCAAGCGGCUGGAAUUGGUUGAGGAGCGCAUCAACACUCAGGUGCAAGCGAAGGAGCUCUCACAAAACCGACAAAGCCCCCUGAAGCCAGAGGAGUCGAUGUUGGCUCUGACAGCCGGCCCACAGCAGCUGUCGCUGCCUGGCAAAGUCGAGGAGCAGAAGGUCGAGACCCUGGCGCUGUCCAGGCGCGGAACUGGAAGCAAGCUGGCGGCGAAGAUGCGAAGCAAGUCGAACUUGACCGUGGUCUCGGAGGAUGGCCUGGACAUCGAUGGCGAUAAUGAUGAUGAGGAGGAGUCUCUGGUGGACUCCUCCAAGGACUACAGAGAGCAGUGGGCUACUCUACAGCCAAUCCGACGGCGGGCUGCUCCAAAAGGUUCGGAGCCCAAGCCUCUGGCGCUCGAAGCACCAGCCAUGCAGAGGUGGGUCUCUGUCUUGCAGCUGUGGCUCUUUGCCGCCAGACUGCCACUCACUGAGGGCCUUAGCAGCCCGCAGUCUUCGGAUGUCGACAGGGGCAGCCCAGUGCUGGAUAUUCCGACUCUGAAGGUGUUGCUUCCGAGCGGCAGCUGCACCAGGAAAGCGGACCUGUUGAUCUUCGAUAUGGUUGAGACGUGGCUGCUACCUCGUGCUAACGUCCACUUUGUUGUCGCGUGCACCAUGCACAGGAUCACUGCAAAAAUCCUCGAGAUGGUAGAGGGCAGGGGAAACCGCGUGACUCCAGGAGCUUUGCGGCGAGAGGUGAAUCUUGUGGCCUUCGCGAGCUCAGGCUCAUCCCCCGACAAAGAGCCGGCCCAAACCAUUGAGGAGCAGAAGACCAUGCUGAAAACGCUGAUGGGAGAAGGUCUAGUCGAAACAGACGCCCAGUCGGAUCCAUCCACCGACUUAGUGAGCGAGGCGUCUGACUUUGAGUGCAGCGACAGCCAGAGUGACGACGAACCUCAUGCGUUCUACACAGAGGACACAGUUCUGAUCUUCGAUUGGGACGACACGAUGCUUCCCUCCUCGUGGCUCUCAGAGCAGAGCUUGAGCCUGGACGAGGCAUCUCACGUCUCGUUGGAGCAAGAGGCACAGCUUGCUGUCUUGGCACAGACUGCUGCUGAGACUCUUCGCGUGGCCAAGCGCUACGGGAAGGUAGUUCUCGUCACCAACGCAGAAUGCGGCUGGAUUGAGCUCAGCUGUCAAAAGUUCAUGCCAUCGCUCUACCCGCAUUUGGAGGAUGUGACUUUGUUUUCAGCGCGAUCUACCUACGAGGGUCAAGGUAUGGCUGCUCCAUUCCAGUGGAAAUACCUUGCUUUCGAGACUGAGAUCUGCAACUACUACGAAUCAAUGACGUCGGAUCGCCUCAAAAAUGUCAUUUCCUUCGGCGACUCCUUUCAUGAGCGGGAGGCGUGA